GCUGGGGAACACGGGAAAGGGGGUGUUCUGGGAACUGUAGUAUCCAUAGAAAAGUCGCUGCCUGAUAGUGUGCUGUGGGUCUGUAGCUUGUGAGGAGAUGAAUGGGAAACGGCCGGCUGAGCCCCGCCCGGGUCGGGCAGGGAAAAAAGGAAAAAAGGAGGUCAUGGCGGAGUUUUCGGCCGCUGUCAUGGAGGAAACCUUAAAGAAGCAAGUGGCUGAGGCCUGGAGCCGCAGGACGCCGUUCCGUCACGAAGCCAUUGCCAUGGACAUGGACCCCUUCCUUCACUGUGUGAUCCCAAACUUCAUCCCAAACCAGAACUUCUUGGAAGGGCUUCAGAAGGAACUUUUGAGCUUAGACUUCCAUGAAAAGUAUAACGAUUUAUAUAAGUUCCAGCAGUCUGAUGAUUUCAAGAAGAGAAAAGAGCCUCACAUCUGUGCUUUAAGCAAACAGACUGAGAAAUUAAGCAACUUAUUCAAAGCUUCCUGGGAGCUAAGGUACAAACUCAAGACUGAUUCCCAGGCCCAAGUUCUCAGUGGUAAAAUGUUCAGCAUUGUUAGUAAUCAAGGAAACAAAUUAACACUGGAGUUAUUUUUUUACAUAUUGGGUUGGCAAAUAUUAAAAGACAAAAACCCCAUUUUUUGCAGAAAUAUAGAUACAUUUAUACACUGCUGCAAGAUGAUUUUGAAAGCUAUUACAGAUGCCUUACUCUGCCAUGAUGAUGAGCUGGAAGGCCGCCGGAUCGCCUUCAUUCUUUACCUGGUCCCUCCCUGGGACAGGAGCUUGGGAGGCACCCUGGACCUGUACAACGUUGAUGAGCACUCUCAGCCGAAGCACAUCGUCAAGUCUCUAAUCCCUUCAUGGAACACACUGGUUUUCUUUGAAGUGUCUCCAGUAUCCUUUCACCAGGUGUCUGAAGUCCUAUCUGAAGAAAAGUCACGUUUGUCUAUAAGUGGAUGGUUUCAUGGUCCUUCACUGACCAGGCCUCCCAGCUACUUUGAACCUCUAAUACCUCGGAGCCCUCACAUCCCGCAAGAUCAUGAAAUUUUGUAUGAUUGGAUCAACCCUACUUAUCUGGACAUGGAUUACCAAGCUCAAAUUCAACAAGAGUUUGAAGAACAGUCUGAAAUUCUCCUAAAAGAGUUCCUUAAGCCUGAAAAAUUUGCAGCAGUCUGUGGGGCUUUGGAGAAGGGAGAUGUGAAAUGGAGCACCCAAGGUCCCCCUAACAGAAGGUUUUAUGAGAAAGCUGAAGAAAGCAUGCUUCCUGACACACUAAAGGACUGCAUGGAAUUAUUUCGCUCUGAGGCGCUGUUCUUGCUGCUCUCCAACUUCACGGGCCUGAAACUUCACUUCUUGGCCUGUUCAGAAGAUGAAAUGGAAGACAUAAAAGAGGGAGAAACAGGCUCUGCUGCUGAGAACAUUGAAGAAGGGACUAGCCAUGGCUCCUCUGAACCAGGGAAUAAUCAGGCUGCUGUCAGCAACAACAGCCAGCAGAGCAGUAAACAGACAGGCCUAGAGGAAGAUGAAGCAAAGAAAGAAUCAAGUGUUCCCACAUGUCAGGGUGAACUGAGGUGUUGGAAGACUGGUCACUACACUUUAAUCCAUGACAAUAGCAAGACUGAAUUUGCCCUGGACUUACUUCUCUACUGUGGCUGUGAAGGCUGGGAACCAGAGUAUGGUGGCUUUACUUCCUACAUUACCAAGGGUGAGGAUGAAGAGCUGCUAACAGUGAAUCCAGAAAACAAUUCUUUGGCAUUGGUGUACAGAGAUAGAGAGACUCUGAAAUUUGUCAAGCAUAUUAACCACCGAAGUCUGGAACAGAAGAAAACCUUCCCGAAUAGAACAGGUUUCUGGGACUUUUCAUUUGUCUAUUAUGAAUGACAGGGCUGGACAAAGCUGAAAAAGAGACCCUCCCUCAGUCCUGGGAAGUCUGGAGGAGCUAGGCAUCGAGUGAAGGAGAGCUGCAAGGCGACCUGUGACACUGUUCUUAAGACUAGGUGUAGUCGUCCUUAAAUAGGGCUUAUGAUGAUUGUCCUCAGUCCAGACCUUGAGCUUGGAGCUAGGUACUGAUCUCAAUUUUUGAAAAGAAGGCUUUUUGUCUUUUUCUUUAACAUUUAGGUCUUCAUUCUCCAUAUUGACUUCUUCAGUGAAUUUUUAAAAUUUUUUGUGUGAUAAAAUAUACAUGACAUAAAAUGUACCAUUUUAACCAUUUUUAAGUGUAUAGUUCAGUGGCAUUAAGUACAUUCACAUUCUUGGGCAACCAUCGCCACCAUCCAUCUCCAGCACUUUUCCAUCUUCCAAACUGAAACUCUGUUCCCGUUAAAUAGUAAAUCCCACAGCUCCCGACAACUGCCAUUCUACUUUCUGUCUCUGAAUUGACUACUCAUAUUCCUCACAUAAUUGGAAUCACACACUAUUUGUCUUUUUGUGACUGGCUUAUUUCACUUAGUAUAAAGUCUUCAAGGUUCAUCCAUGCUUCCAGUGAUUUUUUUUUAGUAUUCAUAAAUGACUGCAGAUUCUGCCCUUCUUGAUCACACUGCCUUAGAAAAUUACAGAACCUUACAUACUGUUCUUGCUCAGCCUGUUACACCUUGUCCCAUUGGCUGUGGCUUUGUUCCACUGACUCUCCCAGUCCAGUGGACUUACGUGAUGUGUAGUAGUAUUCCCUUGGGAAAGGCCUGGUCUAAAACCACAGGGCCCCAAGAAACUUCUGGUUGAGAAAGGUGGUGGCUGCUGGUGCCACAGGUAGUCAUUCGCAGGUGUCCACUGCUUUUCCAUCCUGUUGCAGCUGCCAUGUAAUUAAAUGUUUCUAGCCUCA
Molecule: messenger RNA, 2816 nt
Organism: Manis javanica (Malayan pangolin)
Lineage: Eukaryota; Metazoa; Chordata; Mammalia; Pholidota; Manidae
Source: RefSeq, a predicted model, not a curated record